AAUGUCAUUGUCACUCUAGCAAGUAGGUACCUAGGUGUUAGUUGUCCAUACCCAACCAACCGAGAUAAAUAUUCUUUUGAAUUGUGUGAUGCAGUGAAUUGCAGUGCAGGCAGUUUCUCAAUUAUUAUAACUAAAGGCCUACCUAUCUUUAUAAAAUGAGUCUUUGGGUAGAUAAACAUCGUCCUAGAGAUUUGAUGAAGUUAGAUUUUCAUAAAGAUCAGGCAUUGCGUCUAAAAAGUUUAGUUCAACAAAGUGAUUUUCCUCAUUUACUUAUUUAUGGCCCAUCUGGUGCUGGAAAGAAGACUAGGGUGAUGUGUCUUCUUAGGGAACUGUAUGGAUCUGGGGUUGAACGGUUGAGACAGGAAACGAUGCACUUUACUACUCCAUCAAAUAAGAAAAUAGAGAUUAUGACAGUAAGUAGCAAUUAUCACAUUGAAGUCAAUCCAACUGAUGUGGGAAUACACGACCGCGUUGUUAUUAUGGAUUUAGUGAAGAAUGUUGCCCAAACACACCAGAUUGAUUCAUCUGGUCAGCGGGAGUUUAAAGUUGUCAUACUGAAUGAAGUGGAUAAUCUGACUAAAGAUGCACAACAUGCCUUACGUCGCACAAUGGAGAAAUAUGUAGCAACAUGCAGGUUAAUACUCAUUGCUAAUUCCAUUUCACGUGUCAUACCUGCCAUCAGAUCAAGGUGUUUGACUAUCCGAAUACCAGCCCCAACAGAAAAUGAAAUAGCAUCUCUAUUACAUUUGAUUUGUAAAAAGGAAGGCCUGAAUUUGCCCUCUGAAUUAGCUAUACGCAUUGCAAAAUGUGCUGAUCGCAAUUUAAGAAGAGCCUUGUUAAUGUGUGAAGCUUGCAAAGUUCAACAGUACCCAUUGAGUGUGGACCAAAAAGUUCCUGAACCAGACUGGCAAUUGUUUAUUAGAGAUACAGCUUCAAUGAUUUUAUCUGAACAAUCUCCCAAGAAACUUGGAGAAGUGAGACAAAAAUUAUAUGAAUUAAUUAUACAUGGAGUACCACCAGAUAUGAUUUUUGCAGGUUUGCUGAGAGAGCUUGUGCGUAAUUGUGAUAUGGCUAUGAAAUGUCAAGUAGCAAGCCAUGCAGCACGUUUUGAGCACCGAAUGAGAUUAGGGAACAAACCAAUAUUCCACUUGGAGGCUUUUGUUGCCAAAUUUAUGGCAAUUUAUAAGAAGUUUAUGGAAGAAUCUCUUGGGGACGCCUUUUAAUUUUUUUUUUAUUGAUAAUGAAAGAGUGAAAUAAAUAAACACUGAAAUGUUAUAAUUUUUAA
Plodia interpunctella (Indianmeal moth) is the source of this 1285-nucleotide messenger RNA. RefSeq names its product Replication factor C 38kD subunit (gene RfC38). Lineage: Eukaryota; Metazoa; Arthropoda; Insecta; Lepidoptera; Pyralidae. Gene Ontology annotation, molecular function: DNA clamp loader activity; DNA binding; ATP hydrolysis activity. The coding region runs from base 156 to 1223 and encodes 355 amino acids. The transcript has a single exon. Gene Ontology annotation, biological process: DNA-templated DNA replication; DNA repair. The record is from RefSeq and is a predicted model, not a curated record. Gene Ontology annotation, cellular component: nucleus; DNA replication factor C complex.